AUUUGUGCAACAGAAACCCUAAAACGCAGGAACACUCACUAUGCGGACUCGCAGACAGACAAGUACUCCGGAACGAGCCCGCUCCAAUCGGGCUCUUAUGGUGCUGCGCAUGUCCAAUUUGAAUGGCAAGGGAGCUCCCUUCAUGGACAGCAAUUGAGCACCUGGUCGACCGCAUUUCUGCGCAGCGAAUCCGUGCACGGAGAUUGCUGAUAUUUGUGGGUUCAUCUGAUGACCCUCUAGGCGCUACUGGAAUUUCAGUUCAUAUUGUAGAAAUGAAGAGGGCUCAUGAUAUCGACGAAUCUGCCACGAAACGUCUCCGUCUGUUGGCAGGUGAUGGUGUGAAUGACACACAGGGCAAAGAGAUUGUGCGGCAAGUUGCGGAUCACUAUAGUGCCCGAAGCAACCAGACCCGUGAGCAGAGGGAAGCGAGCCCUAUCAUCCACCUUAAGAAACUCAACAAUUGGAUCAAGAGUGUCCUGAUCCAAAUCUACACGCAACGGGGAGAUACAGUUCUUGAUAUGGCUUGUGGAAAGGGGGGAGAUCUGAUCAAGUGGGACAAGGCGUCAAUUGGUUACUACGUUGGUAUUGACAUUGCCGAAGGCUCGAUUGAAGAUGCGAGAAAGAGAUACAAUGGAGAAACUGAUCACGCACGUGGUCGCAGAGAUUUCGGCUUUCCAGCAAAACUUAUCUGUGCCGAUUGUUUUGAAGUUGAUCUAGAGAAAAUUCUUAAAGAUGAUGGUCUCUUUAAUGUCUGCAGUGUUCAGUUUGCAAUGCACUAUUCUUGGGAUACGGAGGAGCGAGCACGAAGGGCUUUCCGAAACGUCUCUGCCAUUCUACAGCCAGGAGGGUGCUUCAUAGGCACCAUGCCCGAUGCAGAUGUUCUAGUUCGCAAACUUCGUGAUGCCCCUGAACUUGAGUUCGGAAACAGGGUCUAUCGGGUGCGAUUUGACGAGAAAUACAGUGAGAAGCAAUUCCCAUCAUCAACACCUUAUGGAAUUCAGUACGAGUUUCAUUUAGAGGAUGCUGUGGAUUGUCCAGAGUGGCUUGUUCCCUUCCAGUGCUUCAAAUCUUUAGCAGCAGAGUAUGGGCUCGAGCUUGUGUUCAAGAGUAAUUUCCACUCAUUCGUAAAACAGUACUGCCAGCAAAAGGAUUUUGCAGAUCUGAUGCGCAAACUAGGAGCGCUUGGUGAUUCUGCCGCUGGCGAUGCUAUCACAGACGAUGAGUGGGAUGCUGCUUACAUCUAUCUUGUCUUCGUGUUUAGGAAGAGUGGAAAUAAGCCUCCCCGGCCCCGGUCUUCUCGCGGCACUUACAAAAUCAUAAGUCCCGAUGAAGUGAUUUAUAUCCCGCAAUGACUUCUCGAGCAACCUACCUCUUCCUGAAUUGAUCCACCACCAAUAUUCGCCGGAUAUUUCCUCCACGGGUGAUGAAGUUACGCCGCGAGCAGCUGAGUAAUUUAAGUUUCUUUUGCUGCCAUAAUAGGUGGAUCAGGAUUGAAAAGGUAACUAGAUUGUUUAGCAGCAGAGUUAAUUUUAGAAAUUUUAUCAUGGUUCUCAACUUUUACAGGCAAUUCCUCAAGAGGUUAUGCAUCAUGAGAAAAGAACCAAGUUCCUUAGUCCUUUGUAAAAUGCAGGAUACUUCUGGUAUUGCAGUAAAAGUUUUUGUCAAAUUCAUCAGUUUACAGACCUAAUCAA
Molecule: messenger RNA, 1691 nt
Organism: Physcomitrium patens
Lineage: Eukaryota; Viridiplantae; Streptophyta; Bryopsida; Funariales; Funariaceae
Product: mRNA cap guanine-N(7) methyltransferase 1
Biological process (GO): 7-methylguanosine mRNA capping
Cellular component (GO): nucleus
Molecular function (GO): mRNA 5'-cap (guanine-N7-)-methyltransferase activity
Source: RefSeq, a predicted model, not a curated record